Solanum pennellii is the source of this 564-nucleotide messenger RNA. RefSeq names its product thioredoxin H4-like. Bases 58 to 459 code for a protein of 133 amino acids. NCBI's taxonomy places the organism in Eukaryota, Viridiplantae, Streptophyta, Magnoliopsida, Solanales, Solanaceae. The record is from RefSeq and is a predicted model, not a curated record. The transcript is spliced from 3 exons.
AUAAGUAGUAAGCCAAGUGAUUUCUUCCACUAAUCCAAAGUUCUAAUUGUUGAGAAAAUGGGGGCCAACAACUCUUCUUCUUGGAAACAAACUAAUAAUAAUGCACUAGCAUUAACUCUACCCAUGAAGAAUCAAGUCAUUCAUUUCCAUUCCUCAACAACAUGGAAAAUCCAUUUUGAUUCUUUGAAACAAACUAACAAGUUGAUUGUUAUUGACUUCACAGCUUCAUGGUGUGGUCCUUGCCGACACAUGGAGCCAGUUAUCAAUGACUUCGCCUCUACAUAUACAGACGUCGUGUUCAUCAAGAUUGAUGUGGAUGAACUAGAUGACGUAGCUCAAGAAUAUGGGGUGCAAGCAAUGCCAACGUUCGUGCUCAUAAAGCAAGGGAAACUAGUUGAUCAACUUGUGGGAGCAGAUAAAGAUGGACUGAAGAAAAAGAUUGAAAUAAACAAAGCUUAAGAAACCAAAAAAUAGCAGUAUUGCUUCAAUAAGAGUGACAAUAGAACUAUUACCAUUGUUGUAUUUGGUUUGAAUAAGAAGAUGCCUUGUUUAUUUUGUGUUUCA